AUGAUCGACGCCGAAAAUGUCAUUGACAUAUUAAAUACCGAUAUUCGAACCGCCAUCCCGGAAUCAAUCGUCGCGAAGAUUAUCUCUUUGCCUCCUUUUGUGAUCCUGCCCGGCGUGUCCAAUUUCCGGGAUUUAAGCCAUGAUAACGAACUGCGCCCCGGAUAUGUCUACCGCUCUGGCAAUAUGUCAGACAUUGAAGCGAAGGGGAAGUCAAUCCUGGCGGAGGACCUAGGCAUCACCACCAUAUUCGACCUUCGGAACCAAGGAGAACGGGAGCGGGCUCCCAGCCCAGAGAUUACCGGAAUCGAGACCAUAUGGAUGCCCUACGGCAACAGACCAGCCUCACUGAACCUUCUGGAUUUCUCACAAGAUGAGAGUGCGAAAGGAUUUGUGAAGAUGUAUAUGGGAAUUUUGAAUGCGGCGACGCCUAUAUUCACCGAAGUCUUUAGUCAUAUCAGAGAUGAACCUAACGAUCCUUUUAUUUUCCAUUGUUCAGCUGGAAAAGACCGAACCGGAGUUCUUUCUGCUCUCAUCUUACUCCUUCUCGAACGGCCUCAUGAAGAAAUUAUCAUAGACUACCUCUAUACACGUGUGGGACUGGAGAGUGUGCGCGAGAAUUUGACUCAAGCACUCGCUCUUCAUGCCGGCACCGAUCAUUUAAGUCCCGAGGCGAACGGUAUGCUUGAGCUUAGUGGCGUUCGGGCGUCGGCUAUGGACGCGUUCCUCAAGACGUUCGAGGCCACCUACGACGGCGGCGUCGAAGUAUACUUGAACACCCAGCUUGGCUUCUCUUUUGAGGAUAUUGCGUUGAUGCGCAAGAACCUGAUGCAAUAUUAA
Messenger RNA from Penicillium longicatenatum, 837 nucleotides. Its product is annotated as tyrosine-protein phosphatase. Gene Ontology annotation, molecular function: phosphoprotein phosphatase activity. The transcript is spliced from 2 exons. Gene Ontology annotation, biological process: dephosphorylation. The coding region runs from base 1 to 837 and encodes 278 amino acids. The record is from RefSeq and is a predicted model, not a curated record. Lineage: Eukaryota; Fungi; Ascomycota; Eurotiomycetes; Eurotiales; Aspergillaceae.